Messenger RNA from Anarrhichthys ocellatus (wolf-eel), 2508 nucleotides. It is a transcript of the gene ptchd3b, whose product is annotated as patched domain containing 3b. Bases 1 to 2508 code for a protein of 835 amino acids. The record is from RefSeq and is a predicted model, not a curated record. The transcript is spliced from 4 exons. NCBI's taxonomy places the organism in Eukaryota, Metazoa, Chordata, Actinopteri, Perciformes, Anarhichadidae. Gene Ontology annotation, cellular component: membrane.
AUGGCCAGACUCCGCACAGAUUGCAUAGAGAGACCUCUAAGCAUCUGUUAUGAGAUGAUGGGUCAUUUUAUCGGUUCCCAUCCCUGGUGGUUCUUGAUCGCCCCAGUUAUUCUCUCGGCGAGUCUGGGGAGCGGUUUCUAUCUCCUGGAGGACAGAAUGUCAAACGAUAUCGAAGAGCAGUUCACACCUGUCGACGGACAAGCCAAGCUGGAGAGGAAAUACAUCCAAGAAACUUUUCCAAGAAACGAGUCCACGUUUUCACGUUUACGACUGAGCACGGAUGGGAAUUAUGCAACUCUCAUAGCUGCGAGUGAGAGGAAUAUUCUGACUGCGGAGUCACUCCAGCACAUCCUAGACUUGGACUUUAAAGUUAGGAGUAUGGUACUGCAUUUUGACAACCGGCUAUUUGAAUAUGCAGAUGUUUGUGCUGAGGUGAUGGGAUCCUGCACCUCUAAUGACAUUUUAGAUAUUAUUGAACACAGUGCCGACAAUAUAGAUACAGUCAAUUUGACAUAUCCGUGGUAUUACUCUGAUUUUAGGAAUAUUCCUUUGUAUUUAAGUCUGGGGAGCGUGAAAGUGUACGAGGAGAGCUCAGUUGUUGAAAGCGCUAAAGCCAUACAGGUCCAUUACUACUUACGUGAGGACAACAAAACAAAGACUGACCUUUGGUUGGAAAGCUUCAUUGAUUUGGUCUCAAACAAAUCAUCAACUUCCAUUCAGGUGUCAUACUCCACCUCCAUGUCAAUGCAGUGGGAAUUUAGAAAGUCUCCAGCAUCCGUCAUCUAUUUAUUCUCCAUCACCUAUGCCACUGCCAUCACAUUUUCAAUCAUUUCAUGUUGGAGGUUGGAUAACGUGAGGACGAAGGUGUGGGUGGCCUCCUGUGGGGUGCUCUCCACGGGUCUGGCAGUCCUGAGCGGUUUUGGUGCCCUGUUGUUGCUGGAUCAAACUUUUGUCAUGACAGUGGCCUCCUGUCCUUUCAUGAUACUAGGUAUUGGACUGGAUGAUAUGUUCAUCAUGAUCUCGUGCUGGCAGAGGACCAGCGUUCUGGACAGCGUCCCCGACCGGCUGGCCGACACCUACAAGGACGCUGCCGUCUCCAUCUCCAUCACCACCGUGACCGACGCUCUGGCUCUCUUUCUGGGCUACAGCUCGCCCUUUGGUUCAGUCCGGUCCUUCUGCCUCUACUCUGGGGUUUCUAUCUGCUUCUGCUAUCUGUACAGCAUCACAUUCCUGGGGGCGUGUAUGGCUUUGAACGGACAGAGAGAGGCUGAGAACAAGCACUGGUUCACCUGUGCCAAAAUCCCAGAAGAUUUACCAUCCAGGAGUUCAAAAGCCUUCAGUAUGUGCUGUGUUGGGGGGAGCUACGAUAGAAUCACUGAGAAAGAGGAAACAGAGCCCUUGAGUCUCAUGUUUGAGCGGUUCUAUGGCCCAUUUCUGACCCACAAAUUGACAAAGGCGUGUGUUUUUGUCUUUUACGCAGGCUAUUUAGCUGUUAGUAUCUAUGGUUGUUUAAUCUUAAAGGAGGGACUUGACAUCAGGAAUCUGGCUUUGGAUGAUUCCUACAUCGUCGAUUACUACAACAAUCAAAGGCAACACUUCUCUGAAUAUAGCUACAACACGAUGGUAGCAGUGAAGCAUCCCUUCCGGUACUGGGAUGAAGAUGAACAGAAGCAUCUGCGUUCCUGCAUUUCAAAUUUUGAGAGUUUAAACUUUGUGAAUGGGACUUUUGCUUGGUUUCUUUCCUUUCUACAGUACGCAAAUGCAACCAAUCUCAACAUAGGUUCUCAAGAGGCUUUCCAAACACAUCUGCCACAUUUCUUAGACCUCAAUUCCAUGUUCAAACAAGACAUCAACUUCACUGCAGACAAUAAGAUUCAGGCCUCUCGCUUUUUUAUCCAGACGCUGAACAACACAACAACGAAGGACUUGAUGAUUGGACUCAGGGAAACAGCAGAGGAGUGUCCAGUAGAGCUCCUGGUGUACCACCCUGCUUUCAUCUACUUUGACCAGUAUACUGUCAUUAAGGACAACACCAUUCAAACUAUCCUGGUGGCUGUGAUUGUGAUGCUGGUUGUCUCGCUUAUCCUGAUACCCAAUCCUCUUUGUUCCCUGUGGGUGGCUUUUGCAGUUUGUUCAGUCAUUGUUGGCGUGACGGGCUUCAUGGCGCUGUGGGGUGUAAACCUGGACUCCAUCUCUAUGAUCAACCUGGUCAUGUGCAUUGGUUUUUCUGUGGACUUCUCAGCACAUAUUUCUUACUCUUUUGUCUCCAGCUCCAAGAGUGACGUCAACGAGAAAGCCGUGGACGCUUUGGCCCAUUUAGGCUAUCCGAUACUACAAGGAGCACUGUCCACUAUUUUAGGUGUGGUGGUGCUGUCCAUGUCUGGGAGUUACAUCUUUAGGACGUUCUUCAAGAUUGUGUUUCUCGUGAUUACAUUUGGGCUGCUCCACGGCUUAGUGUUCAUUCCAGUGUUUCUGACUCUGGUUGGGGCCUGUGGGAAGUGCCGUUGA